Messenger RNA from Menidia menidia (Atlantic silverside), 9219 nucleotides. NCBI's taxonomy places the organism in Eukaryota, Metazoa, Chordata, Actinopteri, Atheriniformes, Atherinopsidae. The record is from the annotation of a GenBank genome assembly.
CUGAGAUGUGAACGUGCUAGGGACCUGAUGAGAAAAGAUAGGCAGGAGGCAGGAGAGCGGGAAAAACAGGUCUGUCUUGUCUUCUUCAAGGUGGUCAUCUGGGCGUCGACGCGUCAGCGAACCUGUCUGGGAGGAGCCACCAGUCAAAAGGGCUGUAUUGACAUGAGAGAGGGUGUGUGUGUCAGUGUGCUCGAGACGAAUCGGGUGCCACAAGAGACCAAAGACGGCACGCUGCAGGGCUCGAGCAAGACAAGCAGCUCAGCAGGGAUGUUGGCCCAGCUGAUUUCCCAGAUGCAAACCAAUGCCGACCAGGUGGAGAAAGACAUCCUCCGGUCAGAACAGCUGCUGGCGGUGGACGCCGAGAACGACAAGAAAGAACAGCCCUUCGUGCAUCAGGACGAAAUCAAAAAGAAGCUGAGUGAGGCCGAGGGCCUGCUGGAGACCCUCUUCCUGGAUGUGGGCAAGGCCAAGAAUCUCAAACACCCACAGGCCAAUGAGAUAGAGAACGAUGUCAUCCACCUCCACGAGCGCUGGUUGAAGGAUUGUGUCUUCUACCGAGACAUCUACGAGCAGAUCGACGACGUGUCGCUGAUGCCCAGAAUCGACUGGGGACCUGUUUUGAAUCAAAAGCAAAAAGAAGUGAACAUAGAAGAGUACGGCCCGUCGAUGGCAGACCUGGAGAAGCAGAUCGCUGCUCACAACAUCCUGCACAAAGAGAUCGAGGCCUACAACUCGCAGCUCUGCGUGAGCUCUGCUGGCAGCAAGGACAACUCCAAGUGGCGCCGACACUACUUGAACAGCCUCUACGAAUACAUGCAGGGCUGCAACAAAGAACUGUCCUUCCUCAGAGAAGAACAAGACAAGAUCAAGAAGCAGGACUGGAGCGAUCGUAUGGUGGACCCACCGGAUGUCCGCAGGCAGUAUGAGAAUUUCAAGAACAACAGUCUGUUGUCCCACGAGACCGAAGUGAACAAACUUCAGGAUGAGGGUGACAGGCUCGUCGAGAUGAAGCAUCCUGCCAGCUCUACAAUAGAGUAUCAAAUGGACACUGAGCAGCUGUCAGAGACUCUGACCAAACUCAACAACAACUUGGACCCCAAGGCUAUCAGUAAGAAGAGCAACUCCGAGACACUGCUGCAACUUGAGGCUGACGAGAGGACUGUAGACAACUGUGAACAACUGUUGGCCGACUUAAGAAGACGGAGCACCAGCAUUGCUCCUCUGAAAAUGCGAAGGAGUGCCCCUACCAGAUCCACUACCAUAGAGUCCCUGUGUGACUGGGAAACAGAAAGGGCUUCUUUGUCAAGAGGGGAGAAGUUUACCUUGAAAUCAAACUCAGACGUUGAGAACUGGGAUAUUAUGUUCGCUGAUGGUACAGCAAAGACCUUCCCAGGAGUUUGCUUCCAAAUCCCGCCUCCUGACCCCGAUGCAAUUGAUAAAGUGGAUUUUUUGGGUGGUGAACUAGCAGACAUCAAGAAGAAACGAGCAGCCUUGGCAGCCUCCCUGAAAAAUCACAAAUCAGAUAUCAACAGAGUCCAAAAGCAAGGUUCCCCAGUGUCCUCCUCUCCACCUGACCCAAAAGUGGCAGCCCUUGCUCAGCAGCUAGACAAACUUGACAGUGAUCUCACAAAUACUGAGGAGAAGAUGCUGAGCCGCCUGCGAACCCCGCUGAGCCGAACAGAUCCAAUUGAAGAUCUGGCCAAGAGGAUGAAUGAGCAGCAGUCCCAGCGGAAGUCUGUUGCAGCAGCUCAGGAUGACAUGAAGAAGUUGAGUCAGGAUCUGGAGGCGACAGAGCAGCUGUGCAGCUCUUUGCAGCAGGGCUACCAGGAGUACUGCCCUGACAUCCAGCGUCAGAGGAAAGAUGUCAAGCAGCUGCAGACUCGAUAUACAAAUAUUGCCAAUCAGCUGAAGGAGAGGGAUCAUAUCUUGCAAGAUACUUCAACUAAGAACCAAGAGUUCCAGAGCACAUGCAAAUCCCUUAACUCCUUUCUGGACAACUUGCCAACAAAUCAGAUAAAUUCCAGUGAUGAUUUGUCUCAGGUCUCUUCUAAGCAGAACUCCCAAGAGAGAGUGGUGGAUGACCUAAAACGGAAGGAGGAUGACAUGGAUAGAGUGGCUGUCCUCUCUCAGGAUCUACAGAAUCUACUCAAUGAGUACGGGACUAACGUUGACAAGUACAACAGUACCCUUGAGGAUUCUGGUGCCUCUGUUCCAAAGAAAUCUACAAUGCCCACACUUUCUGAUGCUGUCCAAAAAACGGAAAAAGAUCUGGUGAACCGUUAUGCUGAGGCUACCGCUGAAAACACCCAACGGCAAAAACAGAUGGGCUUGGCUAAGAGUUUGAUUUUACAAAAUGAAGAGAAAGUUCAAAUGGUGGCACAGCAACAAGUGCAGGUUGAAAGUCAGCAAAGGAGUGCUUCUGAGGUAGAUGGCCUGAUGAAAGAGUUGGACGAAGAGAGAGAGAGAAGGGCUCACUCAGAAACAAAUCUGAAGACAUUCAAAGACAGGAUGAUGUCUCUGAAGAGUCGCAGAGGAGUGGAGCGGGUCGAGGAAAAAGAAGUACUGCAGUACUACCGGGAUCCAAAACUGGAAAAUGAUUUGGCUGAGCUGAGUAAAACACUACAUGAUGAGACCUUGAGACACAUUCCUGCCAAAGCUGAGAUUGAGACCAUAAACAAGAAAAUAAUUGUCCUGGAGGACACCCUAAAAACCACACCACCUAAACUGCUAACCAGAGAGGUAACAGAAUUUGAAAGCGAUCCCCAGUUGGAUGUGGAGGCUGCGAAGAUGAGAGAUGAAAUAGGAAGGAUGAGAGAUGAAAUUCGAGUGAAAGAUGGAGAGCAGAUUCAGAUGAAGACAGAAGUCACGAUUCUUCAGCAGAAGCAGCCACCCAUCAAAAACAGAGUAGUUGAGAAGGAGGUUAUUCAAGUCAAGCAGGAUCCAGAAAUGCUGAGGGCAAUGCAAACAUUUGAGACAGACAUAUCUGAUGAGGGCAACAAGAGCAAAAUUCUUAAUGAUGAAAUAUUCCAGACAAGGAGUCAGAUUAAUGCACUUGAAAGGCUGAUUCCCAAUAUCCCGCCUAAGAUUGUCACUAAAGAGGUGAAAACUAUUGAACAAGACCCUGAACUCAUAACAGCUUCUAAGAGUAUCCAAACAAACCUGGAACAAGAGAGAACGGAAAACAAUUCUUUGUCUCAAGAAUUGAUGCAACUCCACAGCCGCUACAGAGAAGUUCAAGACUGGAAACCAAGAGUAGAGGUGAAAGAAAUAGUUAAUGAAAUCUACCGCAUAGACCCAAAUACAGAGGUGGAAAUAAUGCGCAUCCGCAAAGAUAUACAGGACACCAAUAGACACCGUGCUGAUCUUGACAAUGAAAUCACCCAAGUUACCACUGAUCUCAACAUCCUUCGUUCUGAGAAGCCCAAAGUGGAACUAAAGGAAGUUCUCCAAGAGGUGGUUAAAGAAGAAAGAAGCCCUGAAAAUGAGCGAGAGAUACAGAGAUUAAAUGAUCAGGUGAACUACUUACACACCCAAUACAACUCUCUCGAGGACAAAGUCCGACUGCUCCGGAAAGAAAGAGACGAACUGAAGGCAGAAAAAUCCAAGGUAGAAACCAAACUCGUGACCAGAGAAGUCAUAAAGUAUGAGCCGGAUCCGCUUUUCGAGAAGGAAGCUGACCGCUUACGAAGGGAUGUUCGGGAAGAAGCACAGCUGCGACGCAACAUUGAAGAGAUGGUGUUUGACCUUCAAAACAAAUACAUCCUCUUGGAGAGACAAAAGCCCGAGGAGAAAAUUGUUAUGCAGGAGGUUGUACGCCUACAAAAAGACCCAAGGCAAUUGAUGGACCAUGAGAAACUUGGCAGGAAACUUGAUGAAGAAGUAAAGAGCCGACGUCAGGUGGAGCUAGAAUUGCAACAAUUAAGAUCAAAGGUGGAAGACAAAGAAAGGACCGCAAGAGAGUGCGAUGAGCACCAAAAGAGAAUUCAAGCAGAGUCUAAACUCAGAGAGAUCCGCCUUCGCAUUACACAGUUGGAAAACGCUCCACCUCCUGUCGAAGAGAGCAUAGUCGUCGAGGAGGUUCUAAAAGUCGAGAGAGACCCGAGGCUGGAGAGGAUGACAAAUAGCUUGCGGUCGGACAUGGACAAAGAAACCAGUGACAUGCUGCGUCUCCAGAGAGACAUCCGCAACAUCAAAGCAAAGGUUGAGAUCUUGCAGAAGGAGAAGUCUUGUGAAAAGACAGUGUACAAGGAGGUAGUCCGUGUUGAGAAAGACCAGGCUGUUGAAGCAGAGAGAGAUCGUCUGAGGGAGCAGGUGUCUGAGAACAAAUUUGCCAGACAAGACCUGGAGGAUCAAAUCAGACGUCUUAAUGAUAAAAUCAACCUGCUCACAAAUACCAAAUCUAACUCAUCCAGGGAGGAGACAAUGCUAACAGUACAGAGAGAUGCCUUAAUGCGGGAGAAGGAUGACCUCACUCGAGAACUCAGAACACUUGACGGUAAAAGACAUGACAUCAGCCUUUCAUUCCAGCAACAGACCCGACUAAUGAGCGAAAGAACCCAAAUGAGCAGGCAAAGGAGUAUUAAGAUGGAGUCAGAUAUGCAGAAACUGGAAAGGAACAUCUUGGAUGAAAAAGACAAGAUUCAUCAGCGAGACAGUACUAUCCGUGAACUUGUGUUGAACCUUCAGAAAGAGGAGCAGGCAGAGACAAGAACCAAAGAGACCAAUGUCUCCACCAGAAUUUCCAUUUUGGAUCCAGAUACCGGCAAAGACAUGUCUCCUUAUGAUGCAUACUUGCAGGGCUUGAUUGAUCGCCAGCAGUACAUUCAUCUGCAGGAGCUUGAGUGCGAUUGGGAGGAAAUUACCUCAGUGGGACCUGAUGGGGAGACUUCUGUCCUGCAGGAUCGCAAAAGUGGAAAGCAAUACCCAAUCAAAGAUGCUCUAAAAGAAGGACGGUUAACAGAGUACGAUCUACAACAGUACAAGAAAGGCAAGAUUCCCAUCUCAGAAUUUGCCCUGCUGGUAGCAGGUGACACCAAGACGCAGCCCCAGUUAAACUCAAUCAUUCCAAAGUCCACCACAACAGUCAAUUCUGGCCUAGACCCUUCCGCUACAUAUCCGAUUGCAGGAAUCAUGGAUAUGCACACUGACACCAGCUUUACAAUACGUAGUGCCACCCUGCGCAGACUGAUCGAUUCCACAACUGCUCAAAGGCUUCUUGAAGCUCAGGCAGCAACAGGGGGCAUCGUUGACCCCACCAACAAUAAGAGAUACACAGUUCACCAAGCAACAAAUAGAGGCCUCGUUGAUGACAGUCAACUCCAGCGUUUGCUUAAUGCGCAAAAGGCUUUCACUGGAAUCGAAGACCCUAUGACGAGAGAGUGUUUGUCUGUAGGAGAAGCUGUUCAAAAAGGCUGGAUGCCAAAGGACAGUGCCAUUCGCUACAUGGAGGCGCAGCACCUGACUGGAGGCCUGGUAAUUCCCAACACUGAUCGCAGAUUAAGCAUCAUAGAUGCUUUUAGCUCCAAAAUGAUCGACAGCACAACGAUGAGAGAACUACAAUCCGAGACGACUUACAUCAAGGAUAUUGUAGACCCAAUCACAAAAGAGAAGAUCAACUACAAACAAGCUCUGGAUCGCUAGUCAUUGGUGUUCAAAGACCCAGAUUUCGAUGAGGAAGAUCCAAACUUUCUGUCCCGCAGUGAGCGCUAUGACCAGGCUGUUCGGAAAAGUGCCCAAAUGAUCCUGAAACUUAGAGAGUUUGGCAUUGCAGACCCAGAAGAGAUCUAUCAUUACAAGAGUUGCGUGCACCCGGACAGGCCAUCGCCCUUGGAUCUCCAUUUGGCGAUGUUCCUGCCAACUCUGCUCAACCAGGCCACCCCUGAGCAAAUGGAACGCUUCUUCAUGCCUGCUUGGAACCUUGAGAUCAUCGGAACCUACGCUCAGACUGAGAUGGGCCACGGCACCCAUCUCAGAGGUUUGGAGACAACAGCCACUUAUGAUCCAGCUACACAGCAUUUUGUCAUGAACAGCCCCACCGUCACCUCCAUUAAAUGGUGGCCGGGAGGACUUGGAAAGUCCUCAAACCAUGCCAUAGUUUUAGCCCAGCUGUACACUCUAGGGAAUUGUCAUGGUCUUCAUGCCUUCAUCGUUCCCAUCCGUGAUAUGGUCACACAUGAACCCCUGCCAGGAAUCGUAGUUGGUGAUAUUGGACCCAAGUUUGGCUUUAAUGAGGUUGACAAUGGAUUCCUGAAAUUGGAAAAUGUUCGAAUUCCUCGGGACAACAUGCUGAUGAAAUAUGCUAAGGUGGAGCCAGAUGGGACGUAUUUGAAACCACCAAGCGCUAAGCUGACCUAUGGCACCAUGGUGUUUGUCCGCUCCAUGAUCGUGGGGGAGUCAGCCCGGGCCCUUGCAAAGUCCUGCACUAUAGCCAUCCGCUACAGCGCUGUCCGGCACCAGUCUGAAAUCCGACCGGGGGAGCCAGAGCCUCAGAUCCUUGAAUAUCAGACACAGCAGUACAAGCUGUUCCCACUGUUAGCUAUGGCCUAUGCCUUCACUUUUGUUGGCCAGUACAUGACAAAGAUCUACCAUCGCAUCUCUGGAGACAUCAACCAGGGGGAUUUCAGCGAGCUGCCCGAGCUUCAUGCCCUGUCUGCUGGCCUGAAGGCCUUCACCACCUGGGAGACCAACUCUGGUAUAGAAGUGUGCCGCAUGUCCUGUGGUGGCCACGGUUACUCUCGAAGCAGUGCCUUACCAGACAUUUAUGUGGAGUUUACCCCGACCUGCACCUAUGAGGGAGAGAACACCGUCAUGAUGCUGCAAACUGCCAGAUACCUGGUGAAGAGCUACCGGCAGGCUAAGGAGGGCCAACAGCUCAGCGGCAUCGUGUCAUACCUGAAUGAGUCACAGCAUCGUAGGUUACAGCCGCAGGCGGUCGCUGCCAGACCAACUGUUGUCGACAUCAAUGACCUGAACAGCCUGGUGGAGGUCUACAAACUGCGUGCUGCCAUUCUUGUAGAAAUGGCAGCAAAGAGCAUCCAGCAGGAGUUGCAGCGUAGGAAGAGCCAGGAGGAUGCCUGGAACAGCAGUGCAAUCGACCUGGUCAGAGCCUCAGACGCCCAUUGUCACUAUGUUGUUGUGAAGGUAUUUGCUGAAAAACUUGGGGAGAUCAGUGACACAGCAAUACACUCGGUUUUGUCUACUUUGACUCUGCUCUACACGAUGAAUGGCAUUGCAAAAAACUCUGGAGACUUCCUACAGGCUGGGUUGCUGAGCGUGCCUCAGGUGCUUCAGGUUUCAAUUCGUAUCAAAGAACUGCUGUCUCAGCUGAGGCCCAACGCCGUCGCACUGGUCGAUGCCUUCGACAUCCACGACAAGAAGCUCAAUUCAGUUCUGGGCCGAUACGACGGAAAUGUCUAUGAGGAGAUGUUCGAAUGGGCUCGACGCUCACCUCUUAAUGCCACAGAGGUCCAUGAAUCCUUCCACAAGUACCUGAAGCCUCUGCGGUCCAAGCUGUGAGCUCAUCAGCAGAUCAUAGCUGCUGCCUGAAAACCUUCACCCUACAUAAAAAAGGAACCAGCACAAGUUCCAUACUAGUAAACUAACAAAAACCUAUGAUGGUUUUCGCUCGGUAGGAGCUGGUAUUCACCAGUUUGAGUCCUUACAUUUGUCUCUCUGGCAGUAAAAUUGAACAUCAUGCACAAUCACAUUCUCAAUUUUUAUGCUUUGUUGUUGUUGCUUUUCUCUCUUACGCACACAUGCUUAGACGUCUUUCAGUGACUAUAAGGUUAUUCAAAUUUCCGAAAUAGCAGUGAGUUUAUUAACAUCAAAAUUGCAUUAUACCUCUGACAAACCGUGUUAUUUCUCAUCCAGACAUGCUAACAGUUAUUAUUAAUAACUUUACGUUGUAAGUGACAUUUAUCUAACACGUUGAACAUCAAGGAGAUACUCACAAUUUGGGAAAAUAGGAAAGUUAAUCACAAUUUGGGGAAAUAGGAAUGUUAAGUUGACGUAUGUUAUUUACUGACAGAGCAACAGUUGCACUGGAGGAGUUUCACAUUUACAUUUGACAUUUAGCCUUUUAGCAUCAAACACUGUGUUUGUUUGUUUUUUACAGUGAUCUGUUUGAGUCUCUUUACAAGUGUCUGAUGUUAUCAUGAGACAGCAUUCCAUUAUUAGAGGCUGGGGUCAGUGGGCAGUUGAAUGUUCUGAGGCAGUCAUUUUUCAACGAUCUAACAUUCAGUACUUGGAAAGUUCUCCUGAACAAGUGACCUGGCACUUGUUCACUGUUAAAUCAUCGGUCAAUCAUGCAUUUUGAGGCAGAAAGCUUUCUGUAGUCUGUUUUUUUAAUUUUUUUAAUAGAUGUGUAACUUGUCAAAAACUGUGAGGACAAGCGACAUUAACUUGGGGUGUUUUAGAAGCAAUGGUUGAGGACUGUGUAUUACUGUUAUUUCCUCCCUACCUCGUGGGGUUGACGUAUUUACAUGGGUAGCAUCCCAGUCAACUUCUGGAUGCGUUCUGCUUUUGUGGCUGUUUUUUAAAUGUUGCACAUUUCACAGUGCAAACUUCAACCAUUCUUAAUAUGACGUGAUUUGCCUAGUGCUGAAAGUUACGGCAGUAGACAUAUCAGAUAAUCUGUACAAUUCUGUAAACUGCGUACUUUUUGUUAGAUUACUGUUCAUCUAUUUUUGUCAUCACAGUUUUAAACAGUAACAAAAACUGAGUUGUCUAACAGAAACAUGAAAUUGUCACGGAGUAGUCGGAGAAAUCUUAAUGAAUGUAAGUAGGAAACAAAAUUACUCAUAUUUUGUUGAAAGGGGAGCUUCAUUUGACAGCCUUAUUGCAACCCUUUUAAAAAUGUGUUAAAUAUGUGCCAGAGGAAGCUUUUUCUUUUUCACCCGUUAAUCUUGUGAACAGAAUGUUCUUUCGCAACAGUACAAGUUGUUUUCCCAUAUUUUCAGUUGAAUGCACACUAAUUAUCAUUCUUUAAUGACUAAACUGUGUGUGGAAUAUCUUUGCACAUUUUAUUGAAUACUGGUUUUUAGAAACAUGGAUUUUAAUGUUUGGUAAAUAAAUUUAAAGUGCAAUCUAUUGAUUAAAGAAAGUGUUUUUGAUCCUGUACUUCUAUCCUAAAUUCAAUUUGAAGCCUUUGAAAUAAAAAGUCUGAUUUGCAAAAUGUGUUGGUAAUUUUAAUCAAAAAAAAAAAACUGAACUUGGAUACAG